AUGCUGAGGAACAGUAGCUGUGCUUGUGGUAACAAGUACGGUAAAUACCAAAAGAAACCCGACGAAGAUUGUAACUUGCCUUGCAGUGGAGACGCAGCACUAGCUUGUGGUGGAACUUGGAGAAAUGCUGUUUACUGUAUAGUUCCACAUUACGCGAAAUUCCUGGGUUGUUAUAAAGAAAGUGUACCGCGUGAUUUAUGGGGUCUGGAAACAACAGCGAMCACCAAUCGAUGUCUUAAGAUUUGUCAAUCAAGUGGAUAUGCAUAUGCCGCUGUACAAAAUGACARCCGUUGCACAUGUGGAGUUAGCUAUGGUCGAUAUGGCAAAGCAGACCCUUUUACAUGUAACUGUACCAAAGAMACCAAUGCAGUAUACGAGACUGGUGGCGGCACUUGGAGGAUGAAAGAGUUAUUCUACGGAAAUUCACCGAAUAGCCUGCCACUGUCGAGACAAUAUGCGGUUUAUACCGAAACGUCAGUUGAUGAUUUGUACUUGUGCAUAAGCUACUGCGGGACGAACGCGCUCUGUAAGUCAAUCAACUACAAUCACGUGACCCGUAGCUGCGAAAUGAACAACGUGACGUCAUUGGAAGGGAAAUCGCAAGCUCGACAAGGCUUCCAUUAUUAUGAGCCGGUUGGGAACAUAUUCAAUCACCAGAAGCGGGAUGACCUCUAAAAAGCAUCCUAACACAAUAUUAUUAAUAUGAUCAAUUUACAACUAAUGACAAAAUAUACUAGCGACGCAAUAUAACAAUGUCUUCAUUUGUCAAAGAUAACAAUUCUAUACUGAUCGACUAAUUGAUCAUUAAUAAUUUGUGUCUUGGAACCUGCUUUGGGGCAAUUUCUUCAAUCUCCAUGAAAGCUUCAGCCGGCUCCUCUACACCAUUUUAACAUCAUUUACAAUAGCUGACUAUCACGGUUUCGAACUGAUUUUAUACAAAAGUUGGAGAAUUAAUAAUUUAUAACCUACGUGAAACCCCGUCUAUAUGUUGAGUAAUUGUUGUCGGGCUUUGCUUUGCUUUGAUUCUUUAAAAAUUUUCAACUUUUCCUCACUUUAUUUACCUGAGACUGAGUUUGUUCAUUGCUGUUGUUUUGUUUGCUAGUUUGUAUUUUCUACGAACAGUAAUUGAUAAGCAGCAGCAGAGACGGUAUAGAGUGGUUUUUAUAAACCAGCCUGCACAUUAGAGCACUAACACCUAUUUACUUUUUAUUUUGUAAAACCUCAUAAGUUUUAUUAAUGUUUCUUUCAAAAAUAAUAGCCUGCGCAGAGGCUAGAUUGGUGAGCGGAGUUUYUCCACUCGAUCAUCAUACUAAUAGUGCCRCUGCGCAUUGAGCAUGCUACAAAAAUAUUUGUGAUACAUUGAAAAACAAAAAUUAAAACGAGCACAAU
Messenger RNA from Exaiptasia diaphana, 1389 nucleotides. RefSeq lists its product as uncharacterized. The transcript has 4 exons. Bases 1 to 675 code for a protein of 224 amino acids. The record is from RefSeq and is a predicted model, not a curated record. NCBI's taxonomy places the organism in Eukaryota, Metazoa, Cnidaria, Anthozoa, Actiniaria, Aiptasiidae.